AUGGAGAAGAUUAUUGAGGACCCAGAAUUUCGCAGUGUUGAGAGGGAAAAGUAUGUAAAGUGGGUGGAUUCGGUUCUCCAAUCACACCGAGGGUCCACUGUGAAAGAAUUACGAAUAUGCUUUAGUUUAGUAAAAUCAGCAGGAAAGUCAAUUACGAAGUGGCUUGAAUUUGCUUUUGAGAGGCACACUGAAAAGUUGGAGUUGAACCUUUCAGAAGGUGACUGUCUUCAUAACCCAAAUGAACUGUAUGCGUUUCCUCAAGAGUUAUGCAGUAAUAUCAGUUCAGACCAUCCUUACAAAUCUAGUGGACUUUUUGGCUGCGUCUUGCUUGAGGAUGUUCCAAUGCUUACUAGGGUUAAUGUGACCUCUGUGGAGACUUCUUCUAUGUAUGUAGAGAGAUUAAUUCCUACAUUGCUUUGCUGUCUUUCCCAAUUGGAGAUUCUCACCUUUGACACUUGUUGUAAAAGGGAGCUUCUAUCGAUGCUCAAAUUCCCCAUGAUGCCUAAACUUAAGAAGUUGGUCAUCAUUGAAGCUUUACAUGGUGUGGACUCGAGUCUUCUUGGCCUAUCUCAUUUUAUCAGUGCAUCUCCCAACCUGCGAGAAUUUGAGAUACAGCAAAGGUGGUCUACUAGAGCUGAAAGGUCAAACAACGAAAUUCAGAAGGGAUUGAAGCACUUCCCACUGCACCAGCACCUGAAUGUUAUUCGGUUUUUAGGUUAUUAUGGUUGCCCGAGUGACGUUGAAUUAGUCAACUACUUGUUGGAGAACUGUGUCACUCUUAAGGAAAUCAUUGUUGAUACCCAAAAUCCUCGACGCAUGGCCUACGAACCACUUGAUUCAGAGGAAUUAAAAUUAGCUGAAAUAGCAAAGGUUUACGCCAAACUGCAGCUGGAGCCGCUAGUACCUAAGCACAUAAGCUUAUUUUUAUGCUAG
Striga hermonthica is the source of this 933-nucleotide messenger RNA. The record is from the annotation of a GenBank genome assembly. Lineage: Eukaryota; Viridiplantae; Streptophyta; Magnoliopsida; Lamiales; Orobanchaceae.